AUGGAUAGAUUAAAUCGUACACGGGACUUGGACGACUCGGUGGAUUUUCUAUCCAGGUCAUUAAGGGAAGCCUACUAUGCUUCGUGUAGGGAGCGGCAGGGACCUAGGAAAUUCCGGCAACCAUGGUGGAAUCCUAGACUAAUGCAGCUAAGAAAGGAAUGUAGAAAACUUUUUAAUAAGGCGAAGAGGGACCAAGACUUGUUAAGCUGGGACGAUUAUCGUCAAAGCUUCAACACUUUCAAGAGGGAAACCAGACGGGCAAAGAGGGAAUCUUGGGAGCGUUUCUGUGGGGAACUGGAGAAUACCACGGAGGCAUCGCGUCUACGAAAGGUACUAUCCAAGGAUCCUGGUACGCCUGGAUUCCUGAUGAAACCGGAUGGUAACUUUACUGAAAGUAGUAUCGAAACUUUGGAACUGCUAAUGGAGACACACUUUCCGGGUUGCAGGGAUGAUGAAAAUGAGGUAUCCGCUUCGGAGCAUCUUGCAGCUUCUCAAAUCCACAUAAGUGAAUUAGUUAGAUCCAUUGUUAGCGUGGAGAAAAUCUCGUGGGCGGUGUCAUCUUUUAAGCCCUAUAAAUCACCAGGGCCAGAUGGCAUAUUCCCAGCGUUACUCCAAAAAUCGAUUUCAACCAUCAUGCCAUGGCUUAUAAUGAUAUUUAGGACCCUUUGGGGCAUCUUGGUGAGCUCCACACUUUGGUGUUGUGCUUCUAGUACCACGGGGUUCCUAUGGCCCCAGGACUCCGGUCCUGUAGGAUCAUUGGUGUUGGUCACUUCGGGUGAUGUCGUGGUGGCUGUGGUUUAA
Molecule: messenger RNA, 801 nt
Organism: Calliphora vicina (urban bluebottle blowfly)
Lineage: Eukaryota; Metazoa; Arthropoda; Insecta; Diptera; Calliphoridae
Exons: 2
Coding region: 1-801 (266 amino acids)
Source: RefSeq, a predicted model, not a curated record